AUGAACCUCGAUGAGUCUGAGGACGACACGAACCUCGAUGAGUCUGAGGACGACACGAACCUCGAUGAGUCUGAGGACGAUACGAACCUCGAUGAGUCUGAGGACGACAUGAACCCCCAUGAGUCUGAGGACGACAUGAACCCCCAUGUAGAUCAGAAGCUGGAUGAGCUGAGACACGAACCCGAUGAGUCUGAGGAUCAGAAGAAGCUGGAUGUGUCUGAGGACAACACAAUCGUCCCUAUGUUUGAGGUUGACACCAACCUCAGUGUCUCUGAGGACAACACAGAGCCAAUGAAGCCUCCAACAAUCAUCACACCCAAACUGCAGACUGAAUCUGCACAACUCUCAUACAGGUUCAGGUGUCCUGGUCCAGGUGCGUUCCAGUGUAAGUCAACUGGACUGGUGUUUGUUGUGGACCAGGAGGCAGAGCUUCUCUACAGGAUGGUCCAGUGGGAUGAGAGCCUCCUCCAAUCAGCUGGCAAGACACCUGCAGGGCCUCUGUUCAAUAUCCAGUGUCCUGAGGCUGCUGUCUGUGAGCUCCACCUCCCACACUGUGAAACUAAUGAAACUCUGCUCUAUGAAGGCCUGCUGUCAGUGGUCCAUGUCACUGAUGAUGGAAUGAGCAUCUUGGAGCCACUGAAGAUCACAGACACUCAUGUGAUUAUCAAAGUCCCUCAUCUCUCAUCUUUUGGCCUGGUCUGGUCUUUGAAUAUGUUAUGGAACCUAUGGAGCAACAGGAAACCAGUUAGCAGCCAAGUUUUGCUGUUCCUCCAACCAUCAAAUCCAAACGCACAGAAGCAAAACCUCAAUGUGCAUCUACUGCCAAGUUACAUAACCCUGGAAAUGGUGAAGGCAAAACUGGACAACUGUGUGUACAUCUGCGCACCCUCCAACUGCAAACUCAUCACAAACCAAAGUUACACUGCUCACUGUGGGGAGGCCUGUAAAAUACAGCCUAAAAGAGCAGAGUUUGACCUGGAUCUUGGACCAAAUUACCAUCCAACGUUUGAGAUCCGACUGCCUACAAACAUAGAGGAAGCGACUAUAACGGUCCGAGACCAAACAAAUACAGAUGUCUGGGAGCAUGAAGUUUAUCUGUCUGGUCCAAGAAGGGAAACUCCUCAGGGAAGCGUCCCGUCAGUGGGCAGCAUCCCAUCAAUGGACAGCGUUCCAUCAAUGGGCAGCGUCCCUUCAAUGGGCAGUGUCCCUUCAAUGGACAUCGUCCCAUCAAUGGACAGCGUCCCAUCAAUGGGCAGCGUCCCAUCAAUGGACAAGCGUCCCUAUCAGACAAUAACUACACAGCAGAGGAGAGGCUGA
Molecule: messenger RNA, 1317 nt
Organism: Lates calcarifer (barramundi perch)
Lineage: Eukaryota; Metazoa; Chordata; Actinopteri; Centropomidae
Exons: 8
Coding region: 1-1317 (438 amino acids)
Source: RefSeq, a predicted model, not a curated record